AUGUUUAUUAUAUUUAGUGACCUUGCUGAUACCCGAGACGGUAAGUUGGAUAUAAAAAAUAAGGAACGUCAGAUCAUAGAAUUCUGCAAGGAUUCAAGAUUAAAUUGCAAUCCGGAGUUAUGUGAAUUACCGACGUACAAAAACGUUAUGAAAAGACAAUGUCGUCGAACUUGUGGAUACUGUGAACCAUGCGAGGAUUCCAAGGGUAAAAUCGUUUGUCGCGAAUCCCGAUUGCUCUGUUCGGAAGUUUUCUUUAUGCCGAUUUUAAAGCGAUUUUGUGCUAAAACUUGUGGUUUCUGUGGUUUCUCCAGGAAAACAAAAUCCAAGGCAAACAAGAAGGCCCCUAAAAUAAAUAUGGAUCCUGAAAUGGCACAUGCCGAUAUGUUGGAGACGUGUCGCGAUAAGAGCUCCGAUUGUGAUAAAGAGCUCGACUUUUGUGAAGACCGCAUUAGAGCAGACGUGCUUAAGGUAAGGUCCCCAAAAAAAUGUCAUAUUGAUAGGUCAUGUGCGCCGAGACCUGUGGAUAUUGCGAAUCUCAUCAUUGCCAGCAAUAUGAUUCACUCUGUGAACAUGAAUUGGUUGGAGAAUUUAUGCAAAGAAGAUGCAAAGAUACCUGUGACUUCAAAUUAAAUCACAUGUUUGAGGAGGAGGAAGAACGGCGGCCAAUUCUCACAGAACAGAAAACGCAACAUGAUGACAAGAAGAAACCGGUCAAAUUGGAGUUUGAACGAUUACAAGAGACUUUAAAAGCGAACAACUACUCUGCCCCGGCUCCAAACUCCACAUACUCCACACUCCCCCCUCCCCCCACCUAUCCCCUUCCUUAUUCUCAAAUCCCGCCCCAAUCCAGCUAUGCCCGUCCGCCCGGUUGUGUCAGCGCUGGCUGUGACUACCCGGUUUAUAAUUCGUACGGUAUGUGGCCUCACACCUUUAAUUAUAGUUUAGCUUUACCCAACCCUUGCACUGACCUGUGGCCGAGUUGUCAGCCUACUUAUUGCGGGGGAUUCCCACAAUAUUGCCCGCAAACGUGCGGAUAUUGCUAAUGGAUUUUCACCGAACAUCUAUCUCCUCAAACGACUGGAUGAGAUUCCAUCAGAGAUAUCUUAUGUUUGUACAGCUGUUUGUUUCCGAUUUUUUAAUAAAUUGACAUAGAGAAUACAAAUCCAGAAAUGAUCUGAAUAUUAUGUUUAAACGCUUUCUCCUUUUCUGCUUCCUUCUUUUUUCAGUCCACUCACAGCUUUGCACAGAUCCCGGGCUUACAAAACUUUCAGGUAACUCAAUUUUUUAAACAAGGAUAACUUACAGUAUGCACUAACAAUGUCUGUGAAGACGAUGCGACCAAAGAAUGCAUAAAGAACCCAACUGAUGAUGUCACUUUUUGCUGUAAGUUGCACAAAUAUACACAUAUGGUAAUAAUCCUCUUUCCCAGGCGUCGACGACGAUAAAGAAGAAGCAAUCAUCACAACAGGUAGAAAACACCUUUAAGUAAUCUUUCCAUCCUUUAGAACCAAGCACAGCAUCCACACUACCGUCUAAAAAAUGUCCUGAUGGAAGUGUACCACCAUUACGUAAGUCCUCAAGCCUGCAUCUAAUCUUAAUCAGCCUGUGAAAACAGUGUGUGCCCUCUGGGAGAUAAAUACGUGUGUCAACUGAUAGAAAGCUCUAUUUUCUGUUGUCCCUAUCAAAAGCCGGAUUUCAACUUUAAAACGACGACGAUAUCAACAAGUACUCUGAUGACUACUACUACAUCACAAUCCCAUAUAUGCAAAGAUGGAACAGAAGCCGGUGCAGGUAACAACAAGCAAUAGUGAUUACAAUAUUCAUGUACUCAGCUUGCGAAAACGGAGAAUGUUCUCUUGGUGACGCCUACACCUGCGAAUUAAUAGGGAAGCAGACUUAUUGCUGCCCAUACAAGGCAACAACACUUCCGGUGUCGACGACAGUCACUGUGUCCUUCCCUGAAAAACUUUGUAAAUCGGGAAGCAGCUCACCCGAGGGUAAGAGAUAUGUAAUAAAUUCAUGUUCAUUUAAGCUUGCAAUAAUCAUGUAUGUGCCUUGGGUGAUGGCUAUAUUUGUGAGAUUGUUGAUGGAGAAAACAGAUGUUGUCCUUAUGUCCCUCCACAGUUUGAAUGGAAAAGUACAACAAUAUCCACGGUCAAAACAACCCCGGCCGAAAAAGUCUGUAAAGAUGGGACUACAUCUCCCCAAGGUAAGCCUUUCUUCACUCCACUCACGUAAUUGACAGUCUGUGAAAAGUCUAAGUGUCCUCUGGGUGAUGGUUAUAUUUGUGAACUUAUCGAACAUACCCCGUACUGUUGCCCGUAUCGUCAACCAGACUUUAACUUCAAGACAACAACAGCAAGUACAAGCAGUACAGGAAUAUCAUCAACCACUACUUUGUUUCCGACAACAUCGACAAUAACAUCCUCAACCAGUACGGAAAUGACUUCCACGACAGAGUUAACAACAACAGCAGCCAGUCCAACAGCGCCUACAACUACUGGAACGUCAACCACAACUACAACGACAACCACAUCACCGACAACGAAAGAGCGCACCUCCACGUCCUCUACCAGUACAACAACCACAAUACCCACCACAAUAGUGUCCACUUUAUCGACAGCUUCUACAGAGAUUAG
Bursaphelenchus xylophilus (pine wood nematode) is the source of this 2639-nucleotide messenger RNA. The record is from the annotation of a GenBank genome assembly. NCBI's taxonomy places the organism in Eukaryota, Metazoa, Nematoda, Chromadorea, Rhabditida, Aphelenchoididae.